Actinia tenebrosa (Australian red waratah sea anemone) is the source of this 2106-nucleotide messenger RNA. RefSeq lists its product as uncharacterized. NCBI's taxonomy places the organism in Eukaryota, Metazoa, Cnidaria, Anthozoa, Actiniaria, Actiniidae. Gene Ontology annotation, molecular function: monoatomic cation channel activity. The record is from RefSeq and is a predicted model, not a curated record. Gene Ontology annotation, cellular component: plasma membrane.
UUGCUAUGCUUGAUCGCGUGACUUUUAGACCACAACAACAGUCUACGACUUGUUUUUCUCGCCACAUUCAAUCGUUCGCAUUAGAUUUUGACCACCUUCAAAGAUGGCUUCCAUCACAAUGGCAGCGAUGUUCACAAAUUUGAAAUCGGUUUUCCAGAAACAAACUGGAACAGUUCGAAACGUCGUGACAGUGUUACUCGUGUUUGGAAUGCAAGCGAUCGUAUCGAGCGAAGAUCUCUUCAAAUGCCCUAUAAAAGACCACGCUUCGUACGGUUGGAUGUUUAUCAUCGCUCCAGGAAUAAUACUUUUCCUUAUCGCUCUGUUUUUGAACGAUGGCUUCUGGAAAAUUGCGACAGGAUGUUGUUAUCAAGGCAAUCGAAGGAGAAUAAGCGCAAGGAGGCGAUACUGUCCUUGUUGUUUUCCAAAAUGGGGUUUCAGCAAGAAUCUCCUCGAGGUUUUGUUCUACAGUGCUGUAGCUUCAGCGAUAUGGAUCUUUUGGUCGUUCCUAGAGCGAAAAUAUUAUACCUGUGCGAAAGCUGGGAACAAAGAAGCGAGACUUUUUAACAAAACUAUCGAAGAAAAGAAGAGAAUUGAGCUUGAGUUUUCGAAGGCCAGCGACGAAUCGCAAAUCAUUGCGUUCUCACUUCUGGCCAUCAUGCUUGGUGUCCCAUUUAUCGUUUUAACCACGUACAGAUGCUGUUGCCAGCGCCCUAUUUCAUCCCUUCCAAGCCCUUACGAGUACUUAAAACUAGAAGCCAAGUCAGCAGUAGAAACUUUCACUUCUAAAAUGGAAGGGCUCGCUAAAGAUCAAGGCAAACGCAAAGCAGAAAUGUACUUUUCUGAACAAAUCCAGAGCGACAAGACCCCUACAGCUAUUUUGAUUCAAGCUUACGAUGACCUCACGAAGGUCGAAUCUUACGCUCAAGUAUUUCCAGCUCUCGAUGAAUACAAAGAAAUGGAGGCCAAAGCUGCUGUUUCUGCCUUCAAGACCCAAGUUGAAGGUGCUGGUAAAGAUAAGGUGGCUUUGACAUUUGUGGAUAAGACUCUGGGUGAAUACGAAAAGAAGAACCCUUUUCGCGUGGUUGAAAAUGUUUACGAGUCCAUUGUAGAGCGUUAUCCUCGUUCUACUGGCGACCGAAGUCAACCUUAUGUGAAAAUGGAAGAACAGCUUAAUGAAAAACAAGUCCGACAUGAUGCGUUCGCGAUUCAAAUGACUUGAUGAAUUUGAACGCAAACACGUUUUCUAUUUUUUCGAACUUUCCUAAAAAGUUUGUUGAAGUUUUUUACGGCUGUUGCAUGUUUUUAACUAAAGUUUAAUAAAUAAUUCAUGCAUAUUUGUAAGGAAAUAAGUCAAGGUUUUUGUAAAAGCUCUUUUGAAGCAAAAGUUUGACAAAAUAUUAGUUUUUUUUCCAAGUUUUCAUUAUUAUUUUUUGUUUUGUAUUAGUUUUUAGGAAAAAGUUUUAUUACCUUAUUUAAAUCUAACUUUUCAUAUUUUAAGUUAAAAAAGUGAAUAUUGGGAGACUAGACUAGAUUUCAUAGCUUGCUGCUUGCCUGAAAUAUAAUGGACUUCAAUAGCUGAUCCAUGCAACCUGGACCAUACUCUUUCACAGUACCUGCUCAAUUUAACAAAUUGACAUCAGAUUUUUAUGUGUCUGUCCUCUUAUUGACAAUAAAUUUUGCCAUCACAUUGUCAAAGUAGUAUGCGGAUCCACUCAGCUACGCCUCGUGGAUCCACACUACUUUGACAAUGUGAUGACACAAUUUAUUGUCAAUAAGAGGACAGACACCUAAAAAACUGAUGUCUAUUUGUUUUUUACAAUAACAACAACGAUAACAACUUCUAAUUUUUAAUGAUCAAAACAACCAACGGAAAUAACGCGCACUCGUUGACGUCAGCUUUAUUUGUCUGUCCUCUUAUUGAUGAUAAAAAAAACAAUCAGUGCGUGAAAAAUUUGUAAGUUAUUGUAAAAAGAAUUUUCGCAAAACAUGAGGGGCACUAGAAACGAGGGUGCAACCAAACCAGGUCAUAAGCAGCAUAUGCUAAAAUGACUGUAGUUAUCUUUCUACUGAGUGUAUAUUGUUUUGGAAAUAAAGUUUUAACGUUUA